This is a messenger RNA of Prosopis cineraria, 2109 nucleotides long. Its product is annotated as root phototropism protein 2. The record is from RefSeq and is a predicted model, not a curated record. Bases 175 to 1902 code for a protein of 575 amino acids. NCBI's taxonomy places the organism in Eukaryota, Viridiplantae, Streptophyta, Magnoliopsida, Fabales, Fabaceae. The transcript has 4 exons. Gene Ontology annotation, molecular function: protein binding.
GAGAUAACAAAAAUGAGCUAAAGCUACAGCACAUGGGGGGCCACCCUCGAAACUACGGAGAUAAUGAAAUCGUGCUCAAUUUCUUUAUAAUCCAAAUCGGAACCUACCUUUUCCUAUACUAUUCUACGCUCCUUCUUGGGCUCUCUAGCUCCAAAAUCAAACCACACAUCAGUCAUGGCGGUUCCCAACUCCAUCAGUCAUUCCCUUGCCAUGGAAAGAACUGGCAAUUGGGUUUUCUCCCAAGAUAUGCCAACAGAUGUUGUUGUUGAAAUUGGAGAAGCAAAUUUUUCUCUCCACAAGUUUAUGCUUGUGGCGAAGAGCAACUACAUCAGAAAGCUGAUAAUAGAGUCUGAAGAAAGUGAUCUUACCAGAAUCGAUCUUUCUGAUAUUCCUGGAGGGCCUGAGAUCUUCGAGAAGGCUGCCAGGUUCUGUUACGGCGUGAACUUUGAGAUCAACGUUCACAACAUCGCCGCUCUGCAUUGCGCCGCCGAGUUCCUCCAGAUGAAUGAUAACUACUGUGAUGGCAAUCUCGCCGGACGUACGGAGGAGUUUCUGUCUCAGGUCGCCUUAACCAGCCUCUCCCGCGCCGUUCUCGUCCUCAAAUCUUGUCAGAGGCUUCUUCCAUUUGCUGAUGAACUCGGUAUCGUACAACGGUGCGUGGAGGCUGUGGGUUCCAAGGCUUGCAGCGAAGCUAACUUUCCGAGCCGUUCGCCACCGAACUGGUGGACAGAAGAGCUUGCCAUCCUCGACGUCGAUUUCUUUGGCAAAGUGAUCGCGGCCAUGAAGCAGCGUGGCGCGAAGGCCUUGACUCUGGCCAGCGCGUUGAUUAGCUACACGGAGCGUGCGCUCCGGGAGCUAGUCCGAGAUCACUCCGGCGAGAGCGUUAAGGCAGCAAAUCUUGGCGAUUCCGAUUCCGAUUCCCAGGCUGAAAAACGCCAGCUUCUCCAAUCCAUUGUCUCUCUCUUCCCCUCGGAGAAAGCAGCCUUCCCGAUCAAAUUCCUCUGUUGCCUCCUCCGGUGCGCGAUCUUCCUGGAGGCCUCGAGCAGCUGCAAAAAGGAGCUCGAGAAGCGGAUCUCCGACAUACUCGAGCACGUCACAGUGGACGACCUCCUGGUGUUAUCGUUCACCUACGACGGCGAGAGGCUACUCGAUUUGGACAGCGUCAGAAGGAUCAUCUCAGGGUUCGUCGAGAAGGAAAAGAGCACAGCGGUUUUCAACACCGGCAACUUCAAGGAGGUUUGUUCAACCGCAACUCAGCGCAUUGCCAAGACAGUCGAUGCCUACCUAUGCGAGAUCGCAACCUACGCAGAGCUCACCAUCUCCAAGUUCAAUGGCAUUGCCGUUCUCAUCCCCAAGAGCGCACGAAAAGUCGACGACGACCUCUACCGCGCCGUGGAUAUCUACCUCAAGGCACAUCCGAAUUUGGAUGAGAUAGAGAGAGAGAAGGCGUGUAGCGUGAUGGACCCUCUGAAACUAUCGUACGAGGCGCGCGUGCAUGCGUCGCAGAACAAGAGGCUACCGGUGCAGAUCGUGCUGCACGCGCUGUAUUACGACCAGCUGAAGCUAAGGAGCGGGGCGGAGGACAACGUGGCGCACGAGGCGAAGAAUCAGGAGCUGCAGACGGACGUGACGUUGGUGAGAGAGAACGAACAGUUGAGAUCGGAGCUGACGAAGAUGAAGAUGUACAUCACGGACUUGCAAAAGAACGUUCAGGGAGGGUCGUCGUCCGGUACCGGAGGCCUCACGACGACGAAGAAGCCGACGUUCUUCUCUUCCAUGUCCAAGAAGUUGAGUAAGCUCAACCCAUUCAAGCAGGGGUCGAAGGAUACGUUACACUUGGAUGAUGGGCCUGGGCCUGUGGACGUCACUAAGCCCAGGAGAAGAAGAUUCUCAAUCUCAUAAUUUUUUUGAAAAAAUUAUUUUAUGUUAUCUACAAGUAUGGACUAUAUAUAAUAAUUAAUUAAUUAAUUAAUAAGCAGAAUAUAAAAGUUGUUUAAAUUGCUGGUGAGGGCUUCUCAAGUGAUUGUUAUUGUGUAAGACUUUAAUAGAUAUAGUUAUUGUAUAUAUUUUUUUAAUAUAUUGAAAAAUGGAAAGGAUAUUCAUCCCUCA